GGUGAUACUGAUGAAACGUAGAGAUGCGGAGAUGUGCGGCCAAGGUUGGCCGGAGUGCAAGGCUGGCCCUUGGGCGACACAUGCCGACAUUCACCAAUCCCAACGACUAAAGUUGAUUGGUACGCUAAUGCGGCAGGAUGCUUUGAGUGGCGUGAAUGCCCUUCGACCAUUACUCUUGAACUCGGGUUAUCGUGAAGAGACAUUCAACGAGUGGGUCAAGCUCAUUGAAGAAGAGAUCAACACGAUCAAGAGGCCCAUCUGGACACCACCACCGACGACGCGACACUACCAAAACACAUUCGACCUCAUCCACGUCCGAAUCGUGUCCGCUGGUUUCAGAGAUUUCAGAAAGACGAAACAGGAUAUCGAAAAGUGCUUAAAGCCGGGAGGGUUGGUCGUGUGGAUUGAUGUUGAUUAUCAUCUGUAUGAUGAGAAUCCGGAGGUGUAUUUGCCGUUGGCGAGUGAGAAUAACCCAGAAGGGUCUUGGAUGGCGAGGAUCAUUUGGG
Acaulospora colombiana is the source of this 506-nucleotide messenger RNA. Lineage: Eukaryota; Fungi; Glomeromycota; Glomeromycetes; Diversisporales; Acaulosporaceae. The record is from the annotation of a GenBank genome assembly.